UUCCCCUACAUUUUGAACAUUCCCCAAUCAUCUCGCCAAGCAUGGAUGUGCUGAAUGAGCUAUCAACACACCUACAUAAAGUGGGCGAUGAUCCACAAACCCCGCUGGACCAAGAACUCAUUGAGAGAUGUGAACUGUUCACGAGCACACCGGAGUACCGGUCGCACUUAUGGCAAGAAUCAAGUCCUUUAUUCACUCAAAUCGCAGAUCUACUGCCAAAUUUACAACAGGAUCCGACGUUGUUAGUACAUAUCGUCAUAAAGUUGACAGAGCCUUAUCGGUUCGAAGAUAUCAAAUCGAUUCCAUUCGAGGAUGGCUUGGAUCUUCAAGCAGUUGCUGUGCACGGUCUCAUCUUGACUCUACUGGAGAAAGCGACUGCGAGUGGUAAUGACGCUCAGGUACUGGCUAACAGACCUACGGUUGUAGCAUCAAUCGUGCGCCUGUGGCUUUGCACUUCAGAUGCGGGGGUAGCCACACAGGCGGAAAAUCUGCUCACUACUUUACUCAGGGUUUCCAGGAAUGAGCCAGUCGCGGCAUCUUUGGAAACUUCUUUGCAUAAGUACGGUUCUGGUCCCAUGUGGCGGAGACUGUUCAACGAUCGCGACAUUUUCUCCCUCUAUUUUCACUAUACAUCCUUGAAAGAAUUGGACAACUCGCCGUUGCCUCAUCUCAGUAAGCGCGAUAAAACUAUCUCGCAAGCAAGGCUCCUGGAGUGGUUACCUAAAGUCGGCGCCCUAGAGUGGAAUACUAUCAGUACUGGACGGGGAGCUGAAGUUGAGCGCGAGGUGGGAAUAUCUGAGGGUCAAGGCUUGCUCCACUAUGCUGCAUUGACGAUGGUGGAUGGCGAAGACGAUGUGCUCAUGCACAUGACUCUCAUCAAUUUUUAUAGCGAUCUCAUCACUGCUAUCAAAACCUCUGAUCGUCCAACUUCUAGUGUGUCACUGGAGUUUUUGAAAGAAUAUGGCAUCCACCGGAAAAUCAUCGAUACUCACACUACCAACGAACCCAGUAUCGAACAAACCUUCUUGAGUCCACGGACGGCGCAGUACAUUAGCAAUUACGUCAGUCAUUACCCCGAUGAUCUCGAACACAGUCCAGAAUUGACAGUGCUUCGGAACUUUCUUAAUUGCAAUAUCCGAAGGUGUGAGCCUCAUGAUCUCAGCAUUCUGGCUUCGAUGCCGCGUGCCAGCCUCAUGCCACGUAACGACCACUAUUUUGUCUGGGACGACUGUGUGAUACUCGAUUUACCUAUUCAGAGAUCAAACCCAGACAUAUUAAAGACGCUUGCUGCCAUAUUCCACGGCCCACUGAAGGUAUAUGCUCACCACAUACUUCCGAAGGUCACUCCAAUUAACAAACACCAGCAUGAAAUCACAUUUCCGCAAACCGAAAUCUUGGGCGAGGACCUUAAACGGACAGAAGUUGAAGCCUACUUCGCUCGUGCCAUCACGUGUCUAUUCUACCAGAAACAUUCCAAUCUUUUCUCUGACCUCGUCAGGCAUGCCGAGACCAUCGCGAUGACAGAAAAUGCUCUAGCCGCUUUGACUGUGAUACGCGCCAUUAUAACAGCAGAAUGGUCAACUGCUGCGCCUACACAUACCUACGGCGAGAGUGCAGCAACUUUGACCUCCCUUCAAGACUUCCCUAAAACUGGGCUUGACUUGAUCCUUGAUCCAACAAGAAGCGGCGGCGUACUUCCCCUACUCAUGAAACCGGCAGCCACGUUCUCGAAUGUCGUCGGUGGUGCAAGCGAUGCACAGAAUGCUGCGUAUCAAGUCGCGAUGGCAAAGUUUGAAGUUUUGAAAGCGCUAGGUCGGAGACUGGAAAAGGAAGGUGGAAGGCAGGACGUGCUGGCAAUGGUAGUGAGGAGAGUCAAUGAGGGGCCUUGGGGCGAAGGUGGAAGUGCUGGGAGUAGGAUCGGAACUCUGGAGCUCUAG
This is a messenger RNA of Periconia digitata, 1937 nucleotides long. The record is from the annotation of a GenBank genome assembly. NCBI's taxonomy places the organism in Eukaryota, Fungi, Ascomycota, Dothideomycetes, Pleosporales, Periconiaceae.